CGACUGUAGUGUUGUUACAUUCUACAUUUCCUUUCCUUUCCCAGUAAUAAAAGGAGCGUUUAUGAAAUGUUCUUAUAUUACAAACCGGAAAAAUGGCACCAAAUGUGAAAGACACGGAUUUUCUAGAAGCAGUUAAGGAAAUUAAGGAACCGCUAAAACCGGCAGCAUUGAAGCGAAAAUAUACUAUAUUAUAUCAUGUGGCAUUGAUCCUCGCAUAUCUGCACAUCGGAGCGCUGUACGGAGUGUACUUGGCAUUCACAUCUGCCAAAUGGGCAACUAUAGUGUUCAAUGUUUUUAUGUAUGUACAUAACCGGAGGUUUAGGAAUAGCAGCGGGUGUGCACCGGCUCUGGUCCCACCGCGCCUAUAAGGCCAACAUGCCGCUGCAGAUACUCCUGAUGUUGAUGCAUACCACCUCAGGACAGACCACUGUUAUUAACUGGGCCAGAGACCACAGAGUGCACCACAAGUACUGUGACACCGAUGCUGACCCGUACAGUUCAGUGAGAGGACUAUUUUACUCACACAUCGGCUGGAUAUUGGUGAAGAGACACCCGGACUGUGUUCAAAAGGGAAAAGAAAUAGAUAUAUCGGAUCUACUGCAAAACCCGGUACUAAGGUUUCAGAAAAAAUACUACGCAAUCCUCAGUCUUUUGACAGUGUUCAUACUCCCGACACUGAUACCAAUGUACUUCUGGAACGAAACUAUGAGCAACGCGUUCUACGUCCAUCUCGACGCGGUAAUUUUCGGCGCCAACGCAACGUUUUGUCUCAAUAGCGUCGCGCAUGCAUUCGGCACAAAACCCUACGACAAAAAUAUAUCGGCGACAAAAUUUGUCCCGUUGUCGCUUACGUCAUUCGGAGAGGGCUACCACAACUUCCACCACGCGUUUCCUGUUGACUACCGAUCCUCUGAGUUUGGAAAUGAUUAUAUCAAUCUGCCUACUCUCUUUAUAGAUUUCUUCGCGCGGAUCGGUUGGGCGUAUGACUUGAAAACCGUGAGCCCAGGUAUGGUUGCGAAAAGAGUGCGUAGGACCGGGGAUGGAACCCAUCAUCGGCACGAAUGAUGGAAAAGUUUGAAAAACCAACAGGCUUUGGUUUGUUUGGUUUCACGAUUCUGAGAGGGAGGUACCUAAAAAAGUUAUUAAUUUAUAAAUUAGGUUCUGAAUUGUAUUACGAUAAAAAAAUGUAUUUUCUCAAACAUGCAAUGAAAUAUUGUCUUUACGUUCCUUAAAAUGGGCUGGGAAGUAUCGCUUUUUGGG
This is a messenger RNA of Leguminivora glycinivorella, 1260 nucleotides long. RefSeq names its product acyl-CoA Delta(11) desaturase-like. Gene Ontology annotation, biological process: unsaturated fatty acid biosynthetic process. Gene Ontology annotation, cellular component: endoplasmic reticulum membrane. The record is from RefSeq and is a predicted model, not a curated record. The transcript is spliced from 5 exons. Lineage: Eukaryota; Metazoa; Arthropoda; Insecta; Lepidoptera; Tortricidae. Bases 289 to 1065 code for a protein of 258 amino acids. Gene Ontology annotation, molecular function: stearoyl-CoA 9-desaturase activity; iron ion binding.